CGCGGCAAUAGAGGGACCGAGCUGAUCAGUCUGCGCGAGUCCGUCGAGCGGUGAGCGUCUCGUCACCUCCGAGGAUCUAGUUUUCCACUCGGCUCAGCCAGUUUCUGUUCGUUCGGCUCGCCGCGUCCCCAAGCGUCUCUCCUCGCCGAGGUAGCUGGUAUCCUCGAGGCCCGGUGUUCCGGUCGUGAACAGGAAGAGAAUUAUCGGUGCCGGAGCGGCGGCCAAGCUGAAGCCAACAGGGACGAAACUGAACCGUGCCUAGAUAGUCGAAGGUUCGUCAGCUGACGUUGCACUUCCAAGAUGACGUCGGGGAGGGAAAUCUACGGCGCAUUUAGCCUGAUCGUGGACGACGUGGACUCCCACUCGAUAUCGAGCGAGAACUCGGACAUGGACGGUUUGUCGAACGACAGCAGCGCGAAGAACUCGUCGACCCAGACCCCGAUGGACAGUCCUGGAGGGCCCAGGGAGAGGAUCAAGCAGAUGCAGGUCGAGGCGGAGACCAGGAGAGGAGAGUUCGCGAGGUUGCUCGAGGAGCACGCUCAGGUCGUCAGAAUGCUGAAGAUGAUGGAGGCCGAGGAGUAGCCCUCGCCGAGCGGGAACGUUGCGAGAGCUACGCACGCGUGAUUCCAUCCUCGAUCGGGCAGAAUCCUCGAACGGUUAGGAGUUAGGAGAGAGAGAGAGAGGGAGAGAGAGAGAGGGGGUGAGAGAGAGAGAGAACGUCCCUCUCUCUCUCUCUCUCCCUCUCCACAUCGCCGAAUCGGACAAUUUUUUCGCAAAUGGUUGUGCGCGAGUACAAAAAUACCUGUUCGACGCCGGCAACCCUCGUCGCCGAACGAGCCGACGUAACCCGUAUUUUUCCCCGACAAACCCCCACUAAUGUCACCACCGUUUAACCCCCUAAUUUGUCGGUGAGGCAACAGCGGGCGAGAACUUGUUUAGACCAUGCACCUUAGUUGACGCGAUGACAAGCGUGUAGCCGAUCGAAGCGGAAACGAUCGAGCACAGAAACUCGGAGAGGUCGAUAGCCGAUCGAUCGCUUUUCGGGGCUGAUAACGCUCUCGAACGAUCCCUUUUCGGCACGGUCUCGUUCGGUUCAGCGCGCUUCUCCGAUUCUCUUCUCGAGUAGCCGAAGCACAGGGAUCAGCCUUAGCGAAUUCUUUUCUUACUUUCUUACUUUCUCUCUUGGUUUCUUUAUUUCCUUCUUUAUCCUUCUCUUCGCCUUUCUUUCGUGAACGCAAGCCUCCUCUCGCGUGAUUAGUUCGCCCUCUCGAUAAACCGAUGCCCUUUCGUUUUUCAACGAGAAGUCUGACAUACUUCUAGUUACGACAAUAAUGAGGAACACUCGGCGUACGUUCGUAAAAUCUCGGGACAAAAAAAGGACUAACGUGUUUCAUGUACAUACGGCGGCGCCAGAAAAUGUUCACGCGUGAAAUCUCCGAUUUUCGACGAACUGUCGAAUGCUUAAACCGCUACUGAUCUCGUGAGAACGAGUCGUACAACAAUGAGAAUUAACGAUUAAACGAACGUUACAACGGUUGGCGUAUCGACAAUUUGCGGAAAUCUGAGAUUUCGCGUACGAAGACUUUCUGGAGCCACUGCAUACGUUUACUUGUGCGCAGCGUGCCUGGUGCAACUGUAAAUUCCAACAUCUUGGAUACCUCGCUCGUUUUUGACGAUAGAAAGAAAAGUAUCCGAGGAAAAUAUUAUAUUCUCUGCCAUGAAAAACAAGCGAGACGUUCGAAGUACAUACUUUGUACCCGAUCGUCUGUGUAACUAUUGAAGAUACAAGACAAGUUUCUUAUUGGCAAUUAAGCAGCGUAGAGAGGUAGCAUAAACCGUCAGGAUGUCAGAUUUUUUUAUUUUAGGUGAAUCUUAUGGAUUUAAUACUGGAACUACCGAACCCAUCGUAAUGGCCGAUUUCAGAUUCCUUAUUUCAGAAUUAUUGUGAGAUUGUAAAGAUGCUUGUAUGGGCAAUUGCUAGAUAUAUCUAUUCGUUGAGAUGUAUCCUGUGUACAAAACUCGUGUAACGUCUUGAUAAAUGUCUUCUAGUUGCUUUAAACUAGUCACUUUUGGUGCUCCGUAGUUUUAGUGUUAAAAGUCAAAAAGAGUCCAUUCACCUAUAAGAAAAUGAACAUCUCCGUCUCGGGCUAAAGAAACUUUCGUUGUCUAUGAAAGAUCUGAUAUCUUCGAUAGUUUCCCAGGAGGUUGCGCGUGUAUGCAUUCAUCGAGCACCUUGCGUACGGAGGACAAACACAUCUACACACAGAUACAGCAGAAAUGGCUGGCCUAAGCGUAGUACAAACUUUUCAGAAAUGAAAAACAACAGAACUUGUUGUGUCGUCGACACCACCUCGUUGAUAGAUAGAUAGAUAGAUAACGAUCGUUUCGCGUUUCGAGCGAAGCGUCGCGAUCAUGAGUGUCUAGGAAAUCUCGACGGAGUACAAGCUUGUACGUUUUAUAGCGUUGUAUAAUUGAGUGUUCCAUACGUGUAAGUUAGUUUUAUAUACCGUAAAACAAGCGUACGUACGAUAUAGCGAACGAUUCUAAGCCUGGCGGAAUAUACGUAGAGCUUUCCUGCGAACGUAUCUCUCUUGUUUCGACGCAAUGCAAAACCGUUUCCCCCGAGUCAUUCUACCUGGAAGACCGCGACAAAAUCGUGUCGAUUUUGUGCUUCAUGGUGUCCCAUGGACAGUAGAGGCGUCGCGUUAAUUACGGACCAAUACGUAAGGCUUGAAACAUUCUCCUUGUCUCUGCGUACAUAUUGCGUUGGGUUUACAUCUACGUAAAAUAGGUAUUAUUAGGCAUUUAUAGGAAUAUACACGUAUACAAAUGUAUAAAAAGUAUGUAUAAAUAUAGACUUGUGUUAUAAUGUUAAUAUUAAAUUAUACAACAGAAACA
Megalopta genalis is the source of this 2898-nucleotide messenger RNA. RefSeq lists its product as uncharacterized. The record is from RefSeq and is a predicted model, not a curated record. Lineage: Eukaryota; Metazoa; Arthropoda; Insecta; Hymenoptera; Halictidae.